AUGCAUAUCGAGUCGAUUAUUCUCGAUGGCUUCAAAAGCUACUCCACGCGUACCGUGAUUGGGCCACUUGAUCCGCAUUUCAAUGCGGUAACGGGGCUCAAUGGAUCGGGGAAGUCCAACGUCCUAGAUAGCCUUUGCUUCUGUCUUGGCAUCACAGACCUCACUUGCGUGCGAGCUAGCAAACUGGAUGAUCUAAUAUACAAACAGGGACAGGCCGGUAUCACCAAGGCAACAGUCACUGUAGUUCUGAACAACAGACGCCAACCAAGCCCACUGCCAGAUGCCUAUCGUAAGAUGCCGGAGGUUACCAUAACACGCCAAAUUGCGCUGGGUGGCCGUAAUAGAUACUUCCUCAACGGACACCCCUCGACGCCAAAGGCUAUCGCAGAAUUUUUUCAAUGUGCCCGCAUGAACGUAAAUAAUCCACGUUUCCUUAUUAUGCAGGGACGUGUCACCAAAGUUGUUAAUAUGCGUCCCAAGGAGUUGCUAGCGUUGAUUGAAGAAGCCUCAGGUACACGCAUCUACGAAAACAAACGAGCAGCAGCAAUGAAGCUUAUCCAGCGCAAGAACCAGAAGCUUGAUGAAAUUGCACAAAUAAUUAGGGAUGAAAUUGAGCCUCAGAUGAAACGACUUAAAAGUGAUUGUGAUGACUUUGUAAAAUGGAGCAACAUCAAGGAGGAGGCAGCAAGGCUUGAACGGUUCGACGUAGCACACCGCUAUUGGGUCGCAAAGAGCCGAUCUGAAGCUAGUAUGCGUCAAGAGGAAGAGGUGGUAGCCGAGAAAUCGGCUAUCCAGCAGGACUUACAGGCGCUUGAGGAACGUAACGCAGCUCUACAGGUGCAGUUCGAAGAGCGGAGGCGGCAAAUUGAACGGGGUAAUGGUCCGGCCGCGGAGAUUCAGCGAAGAAGAGACGCUGUGGCCAACGAAAUAGGGCAAAUGGAAUCCGAAAUCACGCUGAUGAACCGAGACGUAGAUGAGCUGCAGAACGCUGUCAACGAAGCACAAGUUGAAAUUGCAAACGCUUCUAGAGAACUUGAACGACGCAAACAAGAAUCACAAAGUGAUGCUGAUGCUAUCUCGCAGUUGACAGAGAAACUCAAGCACAACAAAAUGCGAGUGAUGGAGCUAGAAAAUGCGUUGGGCCUGGCUACAGCGGCACCCGCUAAAAAUGGAGAACCUGUAGCCGGGGGUUCACGGCAACACCAGCUAAAGGACAUGAAAUCGGAACUCUAUCGUAUGGAGGCAGAGGAGAUUGCGUUGGCUAACUUUAUAGAACAUAGUGAACGAGAAAUCGCACAACAGAGGCAAGUAGCGGCAAGCAUGGACACCGAGUUGCGGAAUUUCGAACGAAACAAACAAGAAGUUGAACGACAGAGGGAUGAUAUUAAUACGCAGCUACAAUCUGUUCAGGUCCUAGUAGGGAAUUUGGGAGGGCCAAAUGUUGUCACUGAUCUCGAACGCAAGUUACGGGAACUGCGAGAGCGAAAUGAGCGUUAUAGUGAAACCGCAAAUGUACUAGAGGCCGAUCUCAACCGUUCGCGCACUCGUGUUAGCGUGCCACAACACUUAGGUCAGAGAUCUGCAACCGACCUCAGAGCGCCAUAUUACGGACAGGCAUUUGAACUAAUGCAACUCAAACAGGAAUGCCAGGAUCAGGUGGCAUUGCCUGUACAUGUGCUUUUCGGAUUUAAACUUUACUAUCUAAUAGCACGUGAUAAAGAAUGCGCCAAAGCAAUAUUUGAAGCUAACGGAUUAGCACGGAACGCCAGGAAAGUUACUGUGCUACCACUGAACGAUGCUGUGGUCGGACGAGUCGCGUCGGAGGAAGACAAACAGCAUUGUCGCAAACUAGUCGAUGUAGACUUGAGUGACACUACUACUGUGGCCGGAUAUAAGGAUGUUCUUACAUUCGAUCCUAGGUUUGAAAAACUUGCAAAGUAUUUAGCUGGUAAUGCGCUCAUAUGCAGCUCAAGUCAAGUGGCACGCAAAAUCGCAUACCAAAAAGAUCGAUCUCGAGCGUUUCCAACGGCAACAUUCCAAGGAGACAAAUUUGAUGUAGGAGGAUCUAUGUCUGGCGGUUCCAACAAAGGCAUGCAUAUGGUCCUCCUGGUAGCCAGCCAGCUACAGGAGGCACGAAAGCAAAUCAGCGCGAUCAGCGCAGAGUGUAACGCCCUGGAAAGUCAACUCCAGACGGCACGGAAAACUCUGAGCAGAUACGCUGAGCUUAAGAAAGAGUUGGAGAUAUGUGAAAGCAACCUCAGGAGCAUCAACGAGCGUUUUAACAGCUUUGGAGCGACAGCAGCGAUGCGGAAGGCCGAAGAUCUGAAUGCCGCAGUUGUGGAAAAACGAAAGAUUAUGGUCGAACUGAAAGAGCAACGUGGCGCUCUUGAGAUGAAAAUACGUGAAAUAGAAGCCGAUCUUAUCGACUGGGACAAAAACCGUGCCAAGAAAGAAUCUGAGGCUAAGGAGCAACUCAAGCAGCUGAAAGCCCAAAUAAAACGCGAUUCACAAGAUAUUGAUCGAAUGAAUCAGGCUAUGUCAGCUGUACAACUUGAACAGGACCAUUUACAACGUCGGGUUGCUACGGCCAAGGAGGAGAUGCAAUCUAAAGAGAAAGCGGUGUCCACCCUUAUGUCUAAGGUUGGGGAGCUAACAAACAAUCUUGAAAGUCGUCGCGGACACUUAGCAGAGAUUGACGCGCAAUUGGUCGAAAUAACUCGGCAACUAUGUGCUUCCCAGGAAGAGUUGGUCAAAAUGCAGAGGGACCUAGAGGCCGCUAACCAAGGGAAGGCGGAGAUGACUCUGCGACUUAAGAAGCUGGAGUAUGAGUUGCAAGAAGUUGAAAAGGAAGCUCAAGAUGCGUUGGUAGUGGCCGAUCGCUUAGUACGCGAAAACCCGUGGAUAGUCGCCGAGGAGGAGAAUUUCAACCGCAAGGGUUCCACUUUCGACUUCAGCAGCAUCCGCCUAGACACAGUGACCAAGCGCCUCGCAGAGCUACAACAACUUAGACAAGAUUUAUCGCGUCGGGUAAAUCGCAAGGCGCAGCAAUUAUACGAAAAGAUGGAAGGCGAUUACCGAGACCUGCUGCAGAAGACACGAAAGGUCGAGGCCGAUAGAGACAAAAUUCACAGCGUGAUCGCAGAUCUGGACGUUAAAAAGCAUGAAAACAUCAACGAAAUCUUCCGCACGGUCACAAGGUACUUCUCUGAUAUUUUUCAUGUUCUUCUAUCCAACGCCGAGGCGAAGCUAGUACCGGUAGGGGGUGACAUUGCGAACGGCAUAGAAAUGAAGGUUGGUUUUAACGGGGCUUGGAAAAGCUCACUAUCUGAGCUAUCUGGAGGUCAACGUUCCUUACUGGCGUUAGCUCUAAUCCUUGCCAUGCUCAAAGUCCGACCUGCCCCCAUAUACAUCCUCGACGAAGUCGAUGCAGCUCUUGACCUGAGUCACACUCAAAAUAUUGGCAAAAUGAUUAAGACACAGUUUCCAAACUCGCAAUUCCUUAUCGUAAGCCUUAAGGAAGGAAUGUUUUCGAAUGCUAACGUACUUUUCAAGACCCGCUUCGUCGACGGAUAUUCGACAAUUAUGCGUCACGCAAUAGCAGACAAGCAUCCCGCAAAGAAGCACAAGGAGGCGGAACGUUAA
Babesia sp. Xinjiang is the source of this 3642-nucleotide messenger RNA. Its product is annotated as Structural maintenance of chromosomes protein 2. Gene Ontology annotation, cellular component: chromosome. The record is from RefSeq and is a predicted model, not a curated record. NCBI's taxonomy places the organism in Eukaryota, Apicomplexa, Aconoidasida, Piroplasmida, Babesiidae. The coding region runs from base 1 to 3642 and encodes 1213 amino acids. Gene Ontology annotation, biological process: chromosome organization. Gene Ontology annotation, molecular function: ATP hydrolysis activity; ATP binding; protein binding. The transcript has a single exon.